Molecule: messenger RNA, 692 nt
Organism: Euleptes europaea (tarantolino)
Lineage: Eukaryota; Metazoa; Chordata; Lepidosauria; Squamata; Sphaerodactylidae
Product: triggering receptor expressed on myeloid cells 2-like
Exons: 5
Coding region: 13-645 (210 amino acids)
Cellular component (GO): cell surface
Molecular function (GO): signaling receptor activity
Source: RefSeq, a predicted model, not a curated record
UGCCAGAGCCAGAUGGAGAGGUUUGUACAUCUUGUCAUCUUAGUGUCCUUGUCAGAUGCCUACGCAGCAAAUAAUCAUGCAGUCGUGUAUGGGAUUGAAGGGGAGUCCAUCUCUAUCAACUGCACCUACAAUCCCAAAGAGAAUCAGUGGAGAGAAAAGAGUUGGUGCAGACGCAUCAGCCAGACCGAGUGUCAGCAUGUUGUCACUGCCCGGCGUUUUUGGAUGCCAUUCCUCAAGAGGAGGAAUGGCACCACUUCCAUCGCUGAUGACAUCCUGAACGGGAUCCUCACAGUGACCAUCAGCCCACUAAAGAAGGAGGAUGCCGGACUGUAUCAGUAUAAGACAGACUUCUUGGGGAGCAUGGGCACCCUGUGCAAGGUGAUGCUGAAGGUUCUGCGAGGAACAUGGGAGACUGAGUCACCUGAAGAGCCCAGAGCAGUACAAAGCAUCUCCAGCACCAUAGGAACUGCUGGAAUCAAUCUCCACUUCCUUGCGGCUGGAUUCCUGGGUUUCAAAUGCCUGGUUGUCAUAGUCCUCUUGAUUAUUGCCUGGAGCCAGAAGAACAGAAGGUUGGAGGAUAGCAGCAGAAGAGAAAAUGAGCAUCAGCUCCUCUCGUUAACAGGUAACAUCACUAGUACAGCCUAACAGGAAAAGAUCGUUGUAACUAGAUGUGAUGGAAGGAAGACAAAGAA